AUCCGCGAUUGGAAAACGAUCCGUGGAUCAACGUCGUCAACAGAAUAAACAAGCACGAAAGCGUGAGGAAAAUGGUGCAGCAGCAGGUUCGGGGAAACGACAGAACCGAAGGUCCUGGAGGUUUUUCGAACAAACUGGAGAACGCGGAGGAGAAGAUCGAAAUAAAUGGGAAUGAUGGAAUCCUGGCUGAUGAGGAGAAAGAAGAAUUUGAGUGUUUCAGCAUCCUCGUUACGGACACGGACCAUUCGAUCUCGACGGACGACUCGAACAGUCCUGGAUCGAGGGAGCAGUCGACGAGUUGUUCGUCGCCGGAGUCCGGGCUCGAUUCCUUGAGUUCCUACGACUGUGGGACGAGACUGCGAGGGCAAUUAGCGAAGGCUUAUUGCGCGAGGGAGUCCGUGAGAACGGUGAAUGUCACGAGCAAUAGACUUUUGUGCGUCAUUUCCGAGAGCGACGCGUUGAUGGGUUUGCCACAAUUUUUGCCAAAAAAACCGCCCGACUGGUUCCCUCGUCAAGUGCCGUCAAGAAAAUCGGCGCGGAGAUAAAAAUGUGCGAUAA
Molecule: messenger RNA, 558 nt
Organism: Venturia canescens
Lineage: Eukaryota; Metazoa; Arthropoda; Insecta; Hymenoptera; Ichneumonidae
Exons: 2
Coding region: 72-545 (157 amino acids)
Source: RefSeq, a predicted model, not a curated record